Apaloderma vittatum (bar-tailed trogon) is the source of this 353-nucleotide messenger RNA. Its product is annotated as ADP-ribosylation factor-like protein 10. Gene Ontology annotation, molecular function: GTP binding; GTPase activity. The transcript is spliced from 2 exons. The annotation marks the transcript as partial. The record is from RefSeq and is a predicted model, not a curated record. Lineage: Eukaryota; Metazoa; Chordata; Aves; Trogoniformes; Trogonidae.
UGGGUGGCAGCCAGAACCUGCGAGCGUACUGGCCCCUCUACCUGAGCCAGGCCCACGUCCUGGUGUUCGUGGUGGACUCGGUGGACAGGUCGCGCCUGCUGACGGCACGCCAGGAGCUGCACGCACUGCUGGCUGCGGAGCCCCAGCUGCCCCUGGUGGUGUUGGCCAACAAGCAGGACAAGAGCGAUGCCCUGAGCAUGGCAGAGCUGUGGGAGGAGCUGGCCCUGCACACACUCAGCAGACAGCGGGAGCUCUUCCUCCUGCCCACCAGUGCGACCUGGGCCAGCUUGAGCACUGCCACCAGUGUCCUCCGCGUGAAGGACCUACUGGUCACCCUGCUGUCCCAGCCCUGA